This is a messenger RNA of Lindgomyces ingoldianus, 555 nucleotides long. RefSeq lists its product as uncharacterized. The coding region runs from base 1 to 555 and encodes 184 amino acids. The transcript has 5 exons. The record is from RefSeq and is a predicted model, not a curated record. Lineage: Eukaryota; Fungi; Ascomycota; Dothideomycetes; Pleosporales; Lindgomycetaceae.
AUGAUUACUGCCACGGAACUUCGAUUUCAGGCCCCUCGUCCAAACAUUCACUCUCUUCGUCGAUUUGGGUCAAGGUGUGCCCAGCCUUUAAAGAAGCUACUAUCGCCGAGUAAUCAAUCAAUUCGGCUACAAGCCCGUUGCUUUGCUGGAACUUCUAGGUUAUGUUUCGGCACCUGCUCGUCCCUCCGUGGCCGCGUUUCUCCUGCUCGGAGAAGCGGCUAUUCAAGGUCGUACCGUUCUAUGAAGGAUGUUGCGGUGAAUGUUGAACCAUGUUUUGAGCUGUCUGAUCUAGUGGGAUCAUUUCCAUGGAUCGUUUCCAUGGGAAUGACGAGGAAAUGCAAAGCUCCAUGUUGCGGGUAUCAACCUAUGUUGAAUGAUUGGGGCAAGGUACCACUAAACAGAAGGCAGGAUGGGAAAUCCCACACAUACUACACACUGACAUCAGGCAUUGAAGCAAAAAAUAAGGAAUGCUUAGUUAGAGGCAGGAGGCUGAACUCUGCUGACAUUCUUCUUUCGACUGGUCUGAGGGGAGACCGAUAUUCAAGAUUGGGUUAA